Molecule: messenger RNA, 816 nt
Organism: Dicrocoelium dendriticum
Lineage: Eukaryota; Metazoa; Platyhelminthes; Trematoda; Plagiorchiida; Dicrocoeliidae
Source: the annotation of a GenBank genome assembly
CCUGAAUAUUCAUUCGAGUCUACUUCGACGCUAAAUUCGCCCAACAAGCACCAGAACGUCACAACGUCGUUUUGAUCUGAAACUGCAGGACUAGUGAUCCAUAUAGCUGAAGGUAGCAUAAGCAAUGCAGGUGGCAACCUAGAUAAUUUAUUUCAAUAGCAUCAUUGUUUUGGUUUGUUACUUUCUCCAGGUACAGGCUUAAAUUUCACUGUUCGUGUGUCUGAAUAACGGUAGAUGGGCAGGAUGCUACCAACUUAUUAAGGGUUUGAAUGAUAAAAAUGAAAUUACCCACACUAAAUGGAAGCAUGCGUUAUUGCACCAACCGAGCAUAUUUCAUGCUUGUAUGAAUCUAAUGUACAGCGAUGCGGCUGGACCCAUGUGCUGUGAUUGCCCAUUCUGGUUGUUUUCAGAUCCUCGUUGCAUAUUUUAAUGCGGAGCAGCCUGCUAUAUCAUAGUUAUCCUAGGCGUCCUCCCAGGACUUCUAAGACACUACUGGUCAAACCCGGUCAGUGCGCCAACUCGGAUGACGAUAUACCCACAUGGCCGUCUGAUCGCCCACGUGAAUUGCAACGGAAGUUGAUAAAGCAGUCCUUCUCAGACUUUACCUAUCUCUCUAAAAUGUAUUGUGAUGAAAAUCGCAGAAUGGAAGAAUUCAAACGCGGGACAGCAGGAUUUGUCCCCGAUAUGAACUCGGUGCUCAAAACUUCUAAGGAUAGUCGGAAGGCUGCCGUCUAUUGUGGGCUAUAUUUGGAUAAACACGCGGACUUGUUUCAUAAAAUGGAUCCUGGCUUCCGUCACACGAAAAGCGAUGUGUGA